UUAUAAUUUCAGUUUUAUCUGAUUAUUAUUAGUUUCACUUUUUUGUCAUGUUGUUUCCUCCUAAAAUGUUCCGUGUUUACAUAUUACUAUCAGAUUUUAUAUGUAAUAAUAUUUACAUUUUAUUGUUUGGUAUUCAAUCUGGUAUUAAAUUACACAGCUACUUUGUGGUCAUUGUUUGACAAAAACAAAAACAGAUCCUGUACAGGAGGAACUGAUAUGUAUUAUAAGGCUAAAGGCAUCUACUAUAAUAUGUUUAUAAAAUUGGAUGACUUAUGGUAAGUGACACCAGUUAGUUAUAAGAUAGAUAGAUAUUUAUUUGUUUGAGUGCUUUUCAUUUGAAUAGGAUUAGUAUGUGUAUAAAUGAUAAAUUAAUUUGACACUUUUACUGAGUGCAUAUCCUGUAAAUCCCUUAUUGUAUCAAUAUUCCAUAUUUCUUCAGAUUAUUAUGAAGACUGCCUAUAGUAGCUUGAUCAGUAUGGUUUGAUAUUUUUAAUUGUGCACUGUUAUGUAUAUUAUCGGAAAAUAUUAAUUUAUUUUUGAAUUAUUGAAACGUGUGUGCGCACGCGCGCGCUCAUAGUUAUGACGUCAUUUGCGGACGAGGUUUGAGAGCGCGCUGAACUGGGCGUCAUGGCAGAGACAAGUCUGGGUGCAUCCAGUGCAUUGAAGACGGUCCUCAGAAGUGCGGCGGCCGGCUUCGUGUUUGGAGAAGCGGCUCUGUUUGCAGUUGGACCCAGUCUGACUGAAGAUGGCGCCCUGCAAACCGCUGCAGUCCUGGCAGCUGCUCAGACUGGUUCCACAGGUGUUGGGGUGGUGACGGCGUGCCUCGUGUUCACGUCCGUACUCAUAUCUCUUGGAAAUGGCUUCAUUAUUUCUGCCCUGGUGAUGUCGCUGUGGGCCAGAGCUGGGCUGAGGGUGCCGUGGUUAACGGACAUCACAGCAGGAGUCUUUGUUGUGCUGGGUGCUGUCUCUACAGGAGUGCUGGCAGGACUUCUUCCAACAUGGAUCUACAUCGCAGCUGAAAUCACUCUGGUCCUUUUUGUCUACUCUCAAUCUAAUAUAAACGACAUGACCACCGCUCUGUUAAUCAUCUUCACCACUCUGUAUAUCACUGUAGUGUAUGGACGGAUGGGGGCUAUUUUGGGGUUUCUCUGCAUCGGACUCUCCAUUUUUGUCCUCUUUUAUCUUCGAAGGACUCUGACACAGAGUGGGAGCCAAAGACCAAAAACUGAAUGUAAAUUGCUGGAGAGGAUUUUCUUCUACUCUGUUUUUGUGGGGAUUCUUGGUUUCUUCGUCGGCCUGGGUGCAGGUGAAACAGACGAGGGGUCCAAGGCAGAGGUUGCUUUGAUGCUGCAGUCAGUCGUCUGGGUGGCGUUUCUUUCUGCAGGGCUGCUUGGCGCCGGUCUGGGAACUGUGGGAAUGGUCGGACUGGGGCAAGAGGGGGCUGGAAGAGCAACUCUGGGUGCGGCUGUGACACUGCCAGCGGCCUUAGGAGCCAUUUUGCUGUGGAGCUCCUCUCUAGGGGUUCGGAGCUGCACAGGAGGAACACUUGGGGCGACUGCAGCUGCUGGCGUGUCACUUGGAGCAGCGAGUGUGGCAGCAAAACACAUGUUUGACUCUAGAAACUCAACUUUAUCAGUUUUAGGUUCGGUGGCUGUCGGCGUAUUUGUAGCCGUGAAGGCCGUGCCUUUUAAACCAACGCUGCUGACGAUGCCAGAACUCUUCACAGUCGUCCUUGUCGCAGUGGGGGCGUUUGUUUUGGGUGCACCAAAGAGUCCAUUCAACACUCCAGUGAAUCUGCGGCAGGGCCUUCUCACGGGGACGGAGCUAAUUAAAGGAAUUGGCAUGGAGACCGUCACCGCAGCAGCAGCACCUAUUGGCGCCGGGGCACUCGGGGCCGCGGCGUUAGGCACCGCGGCUCUGGGGAGACUGGGGACUGUGGGAGUUCUGGUGGCGAUACUGCUGGCUCUUGGAAGUGCUUUAAGUGGUUGGAUUGGAAAAUCACCAACAACAAAUCAACACAGAGACUGAGUUUCCAUCUGUCUGUCCUGCUGGUCAUGUAGGAAGUAUACAGGAAAUCUCACAAAAUGUAUAAAUGAAACUUAGACUUGAUUGAAUGUGAAAAUAUGAGAGGAUAUAACAAUGUGAUGUCCCAGAAAUGCAUAAAAACUGAAGUGUUUGUGGCUAAGAUUUUUGUUAAAAAAUAAUUUUAAGCUUUUUUAUCUGAGAAUGUGAUGGAUUCACCCACUGAAACUCUCAUGCCUUGACAGUCGUCUUGAAAUCAUGAAAUAAAAUUGUU
Molecule: messenger RNA, 2296 nt
Organism: Salarias fasciatus (jewelled blenny)
Lineage: Eukaryota; Metazoa; Chordata; Actinopteri; Blenniiformes; Blenniidae
Exons: 2
Coding region: 628-2028 (466 amino acids)
Source: RefSeq, a predicted model, not a curated record